Molecule: messenger RNA, 981 nt
Organism: Scatophagus argus
Lineage: Eukaryota; Metazoa; Chordata; Actinopteri; Scatophagidae
Gene: faslg
Product: Fas ligand (TNF superfamily, member 6)
Exons: 4
Coding region: 153-956 (267 amino acids)
Biological process (GO): positive regulation of canonical NF-kappaB signal transduction; extrinsic apoptotic signaling pathway via death domain receptors; immune response
Cellular component (GO): membrane
Molecular function (GO): tumor necrosis factor receptor binding
Source: RefSeq, a predicted model, not a curated record
ACGUGUGGGAGUGUUUGGUGGGUGGUGAUUAUCUUGACAGCUGGAGCUUGGUUUUUUUGUAAGUCAGAGGUGCUCAGACAAAAAGAUACACACCUCCUUUGUGCAGAGGCGACAGAUACACACACAGCUUGUCUCACAGCAGGACCUGCAUCAUGAGCUGUGACCAGUCCUACCCGUUCCCGCAGGUGUUCCUCGUGGAUGAUGGCGGAGGUUCGCAGCACCCAGUUCAGCCGCCGAGUCUUGUACCCUGCUGGUCCUUCCCACCCCCCCAGGAGAGGGCCAGGAGCCAUGGGAAGAGCCAAGGCUACAAGGGAGUCAGCCCCGGUGUGGCCCUGGUCGUGCUGAUGCUCUUCUUGCUGGUGUUUGCGGCCCUGGGGUUUGAAGCCUACCAGAUUAACAACAUGCAGAAAGAACUGAGAGAGAUGAGAGAGGUUAACCCUUUGCCUGAGUUUAAUGCGGCUCAGAAGCAAAUAGGUCUCAGUGAACCUGAGCUGAAGGGAGGAGACGCAGACGACAGAACUGCAGCACACGUGAUAGGGCGUAUCGAAAAAGAAAAAUUCUUCCAGACUUUGCGAUGGGAGUCGCGGGUGGGUCGGGCGUUCAUAUCGGGAGGGGUGGCUUACCUGUCUGAGGAUGGCGCGCUGCAAGUCAACGAGACCGGACUGUACCACAUUUACGCACGAGUGGAGCUGAUCUUCAAGGGUUGUUCCCCCACAUCCUCGUUUGAUCACAAGGUGUUUGUGAGGAGAGCAGGACAUCCCUUACCCAUGACCCUGAUGGAGGCCCACAGAGCAGGUUUCUGCUCCCAAAGGCUGGGACACUCCUGGACCACAGAGAGUUACCUCGGCUCCACCCUGCAGCUGCAGAAAUAUGACAGAGUGUUUGUGAAUGUAUCACAACCUAUGUAUCUUAGUCAUUCACAUUAUGGCAACUUCUUUGGUCUCUACAAGAUAUAAAGAAUUUUUUUUUGGGGGGGGGGGG